Laetiporus sulphureus 93-53 is the source of this 1381-nucleotide messenger RNA. RefSeq lists its product as uncharacterized. The record is from RefSeq and is a predicted model, not a curated record. Bases 319 to 1356 code for a protein of 345 amino acids. NCBI's taxonomy places the organism in Eukaryota, Fungi, Basidiomycota, Agaricomycetes, Polyporales, Laetiporaceae. The transcript has 5 exons.
CUGGUUUUCAUCAAUGUCCUACAGUAUCGUGCAACUGAGAUGAUUGGCAGGCAAAGCUCUCGCGUUACAGUCUCAACAUGUGUUGCGCCCGCCCUGCAUAUUGUAUUCUCAGCGUCCGUGAUGUUUCAGCUGCAGAUUGAUCAAUCAGUUGUUCCGUAGCAGUGACAAUGGCAAGAGCUAGUUAUAUGGCAGACACAUUGCGAUGCCAGAGGCUGUCGUGAACGCGAUAGCUUUGGAAGGCAGUCGUAUCCUCUGACUCGCUCCUGGCUGCAGUUGGAUCGUGCUGAUUGUCGACAGCUUGGGACACUCUCCGUCACUAUGAAUCCUUCCUUUGCAACGAACGAGACAACAGCUGAUCUCUGGUUUGAGCAAUCCAUCAAUGCUGGCACGUACGUUGGUGCAAUUGCGUACGGGGUUCAUGUCCUUGUGUUCUUUUCAACGCUAUGUUGGGUUAUCCGACAGAGAGCGAACCCUUGGACCUGUGUACUUUUUGUAUCCGCCUCAUUCAUCUUAGGCUCGCUAACUAUCAUCUUCAAUAUUCGCUUCAACGAACUCGCAUGGAUUGACUACAGAAACUACCCGGGUGGUCCCCUUGCGUUCCUUCAGCAGGAGGAGUAUAUUCCCGAAGAUCGCGUCGCUACAGUCGCGCCUUUCCUGGCAGCCGCUCUGAGCGAUGGACUUCUGAUCUACCGUUGCUAUGUGAUAUGGGACCAUCGGUGGAGCAUCAUCAUGGCUCCGCUGGCAAUCUACCUAUCUUCGAUCGUCAUGGCAGUUUUUUUCGCUAUUCAAUUUUCCAAACCAGAUGGCAGCCUGUGGAACAAUGCAACCGUCGACUUCUCCUUGCCUUAUUUCGCCCUGUCCAUGUCGCUCAACGUCAUCGUUACGACCAUGCUGGUCGUGCGGCUGCUCUACAUGCGCCGUCGUGUCGCGUCCGCGCUUGGCCCCGAACACGGGAAGAUGUACACGAGUAUCGCGGCCAUCGUUGUCGAGUCAGCUCUUCCGUAUGGCGUCGUUAGCUUCAUCUUCUUGGUCUCCUAUGGGUUGCAGAGCAAUGUAUCCAAUCUGUUCCUAAAUUUGCUUGUGCAGGUAGAGUGCAUGGCGUCAGAAGUGAUCACCCUGCGAGUGGCGCGCGGCCGUGCCUGGACACGAUCGACGUUGACAGAUGUUCUCUCGAAUGCAGAGUUCGCCAUGCCAGGCGUGAAUGCGAACUCUGACGGGUCUGUCGGUUGUGGUAGUACGUUGGAGAUCCAGGCUGUUGAUCGUGAAAAAAGCUCACAGGAUGACAGUCGUGAUGAGCCAAGCAACGAGCCGCAAACUAGGGUUUCCAGUAGCACGUUUCUGUCAGCGCAGGUGUGAUGUCGCUCGUAGUCUUUCUAUCGUG